AUGUAUCGAAAAAUCGUUAUAAUACUUUCUAUUUUCAAAUUAGCAACAUCAUCUUUAUGGGAUGGAGACUUUAGUAUAGCGGAUGGUGUUAAAUUGGUUUCUGUACCUAACAGUUUAGAGGAUGAAGGUAGAUCAUUUGGAAAUACGCCGCUUUUGAGAGUAACUAGAUUUCUCCAAAAUCAUGAAUUGCAUGUCAAGUUGCCAAAUUUGAUUGAAAAGGAUAAGCUAAGUCAAAUCUUGUCCGAGACGCUGAGGGCGAUAGAUGACUCCUACAAAGAGAAGACAGUAACCGGAAGAGGAAAAGGUGAUGGUGGAGCAGGUUCUCUGGCGUUAUUAGGUCUCAUGUUUGCAAAGACUUUAGGCGCAGCUGGUAUUGGUGGCUUGGGCCUAUUGACUAUGAAAGCUUUAGCAGUAUCAGCACUAGCAUUGAUGCUCUCUGCUAUAGUCGGAGUCAAAAAACUAGCGUCUCACGAUGACCAUGACGACCAUCAAGUCAUUUACGCAGGACACCAUGGCCACCAUAGAAAACGAAGACACAUUGAAACCCCCCUCCCUUACCAAGGGUGGACGAAAUACCAA
This is a messenger RNA of Brenthis ino (lesser marbled fritillary), 579 nucleotides long. Lineage: Eukaryota; Metazoa; Arthropoda; Insecta; Lepidoptera; Nymphalidae. The record is from the annotation of a GenBank genome assembly.